Aspergillus saccharolyticus JOP 1030-1 is the source of this 1518-nucleotide messenger RNA. Its product is annotated as putative MFS multidrug transporter. The record is from RefSeq and is a predicted model, not a curated record. Gene Ontology annotation, molecular function: transmembrane transporter activity. The coding region runs from base 1 to 1518 and encodes 505 amino acids. The transcript is spliced from 3 exons. NCBI's taxonomy places the organism in Eukaryota, Fungi, Ascomycota, Eurotiomycetes, Eurotiales, Aspergillaceae. Gene Ontology annotation, biological process: transmembrane transport.
AUGUCUACCUCCUCACCAGAAGAUCUGUCCGGCAAAGCCCACUCCGACUACGUCGAGACGACUGAGAAAACCGCCUACAUCUCCGAUGCCGUCGACGCACUGGCCGAACCGCACAAGGCGUAUCUCAUCGAACGCCAUGGCACGCUGGAUCUCGAUCCGUUGCCUAGCAUGGACCCCGCGGAUCCGUACAACUGGCCCGCCUUCAAGAAAACAAUGAACCUAGUCCUGGUGGCCUUCCACGCCUGCAUGGGCACCUUCACAGCCGCCGCCAUCAUCCCUGCGUACGAGUCGAUCUCCGAGGAUCUCGGGGUGAGCAUCCAGCGCGUCAGCUAUCUCACCUCCCUGCAAAUCGCCAUCCUGGGCGGCGCCCCGCUGCUGUGGAAGCCGCUUUCCAACCGGUUCGGCCGCCGUCCGAUCUUUUUGUUAUCGCUGGUGCUCAGUUGCGUGUGCAACAUCGGCUGCGCGCGCAGCCCGGACUACGCCUCGAUGGCGGCGUGCCGCGCGCUGGUCUCGUUCUUCAUCUCGCCGGCGAUGGCGAUCGGCAGCGCGGUCGUGACGGAGAUGUUCUUCCGCCAUCAGCGCGCGCGGUACAUGGGGAUCUGGGCGGUGAUGGUGACGCUGGGGGUGCCGAUCGGGCCAUUCAUUUUCGGAUUCGUGACGGAGCGCGUGGGAUAUCGCUGGAUUUACUGGGUAUUGGCUAUCACCAACGCAGUCGAAUUCCUCCUCUACCUCCCCUUCGGCCCCGAAACCCGCUACAUCGGCACCGACCACGCCGCCAGCCAAACCACAACCUUCCACCGCGAAUACCUCAGCUUCUUCACGCGCAUCGAUCCGACCCCCCUCUCCCUGUCUGAGUUCCUGCACCCCCUCACCCUAUUCACCAACAUCCCCGUCCUGAUCGCCGCCGUCGCCUACGCCAUGAUCUUCCUAUUCGGGAGCGUCAUGAACUCGGUCGAAGUGCCGCAACUCCUGCAGACCAAAUUCGGUCUCACCGCGCAACAACUCGGCCUCCAAUUCCUGGGGCUGAUCAUCGGCUCCCUGCUCGGCGAACAACUCGGCGGCAUCGUGUCCGAUAAAUGGAUGGCCCUCCGCGCCCGUCGCACGGGCCACCAGCCGCCCCCGGAGUACAGGCUGUGGCUCAGCUACCUCGGGUACGUGGUGACCAUGGCCGGCAUGGUCGUGUUUCUGGUGUGUACGGCGCAGGCCACCGAGGGGAAGUGGAGUGUGGCGCCGGUGGUGGGGACGGCGAUUGCCGCGUGCGGGAAUCAGGUCGUGACCACCGUGUUGAUCACCUAUGCGGUGGAUACGUAUCCGGCGGAUGCGGGGAGUGUCGGGGUUUUUAUCAACUUUGUGCGGUCUACGUGGGGGUUUAUUGGGCCGUUCUGGUUUACGGAUCUGUUUGAGAAUGUCGGGGUUGCGGACAGUUCGGCGGUCGUGGUGGUGAUGAUUGUGGUGGGGAGUGUGGUGCCGACGGUGGCGGUGCAUUGGUUUGGGGCGAGGUGGUAUAAGAGGGAGUAA